Molecule: messenger RNA, 2305 nt
Organism: Toxoplasma gondii ME49
Lineage: Eukaryota; Apicomplexa; Conoidasida; Eucoccidiorida; Sarcocystidae
Exons: 1
Coding region: 330-2195 (621 amino acids)
Source: RefSeq, a predicted model, not a curated record
AUGUAGUAUUUUGCUCAUUGUUGAACUGUCUCUAUUCAUUGUUAUUGUUCGACUUGUGCCUAACUGACAAGGGAAGGAAGCUCUAUUGGCUCGUGUCUUCCCCCGGCUGCAUGCGAUGUGCAGAUCAUGGGUUGGCCAAACCCCCGAGCACGGCAGUGUAGCAGCGUUUCCUCUUUGUUGAGACCGAAUGUCACCACUUCCUUUGACGUUUUUGAGCGGAUGUUUUAUUCUUGCAUACAUUACCCCUUAUUUCGUCAUGCGAUGGGGUUUCACUGGAAAUAAGCGACGGAAACACGCUCCCAGCAGGCUUGAGACGAGAUGCAACCGCCAUGUCUUGCGAUCCGUCUGAGGUGUCAAGCGAAACUUCUGCCGACCUUGAGGUCACCCUUGAACCGGGGGGUGGUGGCAUCAGAGAGGAAGAAGACCUGAGCCUGCUGCGGCCUUCGCGGGGAAGUCGACAGGCGCCAGGGGAAAAGCGAGACAACAAAAGGAGGCACGUGAACUGGCCGCACAGUGAGUCACAUCAUGUAAACGUGCAUUUCCCGAAGCAUCUCUCCAACUCAGAGUUACCACUGCUCUUAGAAAACCUUCUUCGACAAGAGGGGCAACAGCAGCUAUGGCGUUUUGUGACGAUCGUUACGCAUGAGGUGCGCCAGGCGUGGCUUCGCGAUCUGCGUGAUGCUGAGCGCCGCCACAAAAGUGCGUCUGUCUCGGAAGACGUGGAGGAGAAUCCUCGCAAUCUCUCCGAGUUGUUGGCUGUCGAAAAACUGAUGAGUAUUGCGCCACACACCUGUGUGUUGUGCAUGCCAUCGGAAAUUAUCACACACUCUGAACGGGUGCACCGACAACGCGCCCACGGUGGCUUGGACGCAGAAGAGCAGCAAGGAAAUGCCCAGGACAGGAGUCCGUACAGGCGCAUGCUGCUUCUUCCUCUCUACACGUCUUCCGACCUCGUCAGGGAGGCUGUUAGCGAGCCCAGGCUAAGCCACGUAGCAGCAAAUGCUACACACACAAGAAGCGAAAUCGAAGAUCUUCCCCGCCGGUUGUACAAUCUGAUGCGCGAAUUGAAGUGUGAGGCGCGAAUCGUUUGUGUUCUGGAAGGCGUUCGAGCUGCUCUCACCAUACCGCAGCCGCACGUUACGACAACAGCUCUGUUCUCUGAUGGCUUUCAAGCUGGCUGCUUGGACAUGCCCAGUUCUGGGAGGCUGGACGCUUGUGGCUCUCCGGCUCUUGCGGUCGGAUCACAGCUCCCGGGUGACACACUCACUCCAGGAAGCGCAGGAGGAGAGAACGCGGAGUCGAUGCCUGUUUCUUGUUCGUUUUCUGCAGAAAAUCUCGAUGAGUUAAUUUGCAUGCUCCUCAUCGACUGGGGUAUAGACACGCAGGAGCCCCUCAACCCCGCUGGCACUGCAGUGUUUCUCUUAGGGGCAGUGAAACAACUCCGUACAGCGUCCCAGCUGUCGGCGUUGCCUGUUGACUUGCAGCAGAGACCGAAGAAACGCAGGCAAAUGUCCCUGGCCUCUGCCGCAAUUGUCAACAAACUUGCGUCGGACGGUCCUCCAGUUUCUUCCGGGUCGGGACUCUCGCACGAUGCGUCGUUCGCCGUGCCUCCACCGUCGCCUGAAAGAGAAGCCUCGGCAACUUCCUACGCUGGAAACGACUGGGACGACAUCGAGCGAACUGAUGAACAAGGGCAACAGGAGAGGGGAGCGAAAAUGUCCAGCUCCCACCACGUCUGGACCUUUGCAUGUCGGUUGUGGGCGGAGCAGCUGAUGCAAAUUGCAGGUGUUACAGAUAAAGUUGCCAGUGCCGUUAUUUGCCGAUUCAGGAGGCCAGCGGCGCUACUAGCUGCCCUUCAAACUGCUGAGGCCAGGAGUAACAGACCGAGUGAGCUGGUUGGGGAAGAGCAUGACUCGCACGGAUCUACGCGUUCGUUCAUACGCGGAAAAAGGAGUGGGCACGAGGCAAAAAAACAGUCCAGAGGUUGUCGACGGAAAACUGUCACAAAUGAAGGUCUGAUGGAGGUCGUCAAUGAAAUGGCUAAUCUGAAAGCGCCUUCCGCCUUCACCGGCUCGGCAAGGACACAAGCAGGGGCGACAGUUGUGCCUAUUCGUGCGUUGAAAAUCGGAAGAGCUAGAGCCGAAAAAAUCUGUCGGCUUUUUCAAGAACACGUGGACAGCAGAACUAUCCUUUAGGGACGACGAAGGGAGCCCACGAGUCAUCAUUCCUCAACGUUUUUAAGAAACAUCAGGAGCGACAGAAUAGCGUUUACAACGUGGGGGAAGCUCUGAGCGAACAUAUGUGA